AUGAUGCAGGAAACGGUUGUGACGGUUGGCCAACCAGCACCGGUAACACCAACCAUAAAUCCAGUCGCCUCUAGCUCGGUUGGACUGCGGUUCAACAUCGGCUACUUCACCACAGCGUCCGGCGUCCUGAAGCUGAUCCAGAUCGUCUUCGGUAUAAUCUGCAUGGCCUGUGCCACUCCGGUCAUCGCCGGCACCGGCUGGUUUCUGUUUGUGGCCAUUUUCUCCUUCAUCUGUACGGCCUUGUGGAGUUUAGCGCAUCUUUUUGGCGUCCGGGAAGCGAUAAGCCCGGGCUUCAAUUGGGUAGUGACGGAACUAUUCAACACGGCCUUCAUAGCGCUGAUAUAUUUUACAGCCUUCAUCGUGCAGCUUGCGUUAUGGGCUAACACGGUCCACGGCGACAGAGAUCGGAACUUGGCGGCGGGGUCCUUUGGAAUAUUCAACUUUCUGGCGUACAUGGCUGGGAUCUAUGUUCUCUAUUUUGAGCAAAGCUAAAACCGCACUUGACUCAAGAGCGUUGGAUGGAGAGACAACUUGGGGAUUAUCAUACCAAAGCCGGAGUAAUGUUAGCUGUUAGUGGAAUGUUAUGCUUAACUAUUUAGCUAAAGUCGAUUUAAAUAAAAAUUUACAAUUUACUUA
Wyeomyia smithii (pitcher-plant mosquito) is the source of this 636-nucleotide messenger RNA. Its product is annotated as protein MAL2-like. Bases 1 to 492 code for a protein of 163 amino acids. The transcript is spliced from 4 exons. The record is from RefSeq and is a predicted model, not a curated record. Gene Ontology annotation, cellular component: membrane. NCBI's taxonomy places the organism in Eukaryota, Metazoa, Arthropoda, Insecta, Diptera, Culicidae.